GUUUGUGAAGAACUGUGGACGUGAAAUGCGGACGUGAGACUGUUGUGCGCGGUAUAAUGAUACAAGCAUCUGAUUGAAGGAAUAGCAAAGAAAACGGUUUGUGCGGUAUAGUGAAGUAAGCGUUGGUCAUUGAACUACCAACUGCGUUUCUAAUAAACAAGAAAUAGAUAAUUGCUAUAAGCAGCAGUCGCAGCGAAGACAUUCACAUUCACAUAGUUACGAUUACGUAUACGCCGCGUUACCUUGCAAAAAGCAAAGCCAUUCGCAAUCUGUUGUGCGAAUGCCGUAUGAAAUGAUGCCAGUGUGCCUGUGAGAUACUUGUUGAAUCGUUGAAUCGUUGAAUCGUUUAAUCGUUGAAUUGUUGUAUGAGCACAGCUGUUGGCCUAUUUCAAACCGAACAUGUGCAGUAGUCGACAGCGCAACAGGCAACAGGCAUGAGGCAUGAGGUGGCGGCAUUAUCUACGUAGUUAGCAAGACUUUUCUAACUUAUCUUCGCUAAUCUGUGCAGCCAACAAUAGAACGCGCCACCACGUACUUUAGCCAACGCGUUACUGUGUUCGAAUUGGCAAGACCCAAGAGCCAAGAGCCAAGAGCCGAGAACCGAGGCGGAGAGCGAAAGACACGGCGUCGAGUGCGCAUGUAGUGAUUCAUGCACACCGAUAAACUCACAAACAGACGUCGAAUUCGUUCUGCUUGAAAUUUUUUCACUUCAGUUUUCUUUGUUUUAGCGAUUUUGUUGCUUUCGUGCUUUUCAGUGUCAAGUUUACGCAUUUUCGGCUUCCUACAAAAUAAAAACAAAUUAAAAACAAAAUAAAACAAAACUGAAUCAAAAUUGAAAAUAAUUUAAAUUUUACGCGGGAACCGCUCGAGUUUCUAUCAUCUCGAAUAACUCGAACUUAACAAGAUGGGCUAUGAUGAAGUAAUUGGUUACUUAGGCGAUUUCGGCAGAUAUCAAAAGCAGAUUUACUUUCUUCUCUGCCUUCCCGCGAUAUCGUGCGCUUUUCAUAAGCUAGCUGGUGUUUUUCUAUUGGCGAAACCAGAUUUCCGUUGUGUGCUGCCCUUUGAACACGAGCAAAAUGUCUCUUAUGAACUGCCAGCGCAUAUAUGGAAGUUAUCCUAUCCACCAACAGAAUUAGGGGACAAAUUCCAGACUUGUGAGUACUACAAUGCGAACUAUACGUUUGACUAUUUGAACGGCAGCACGCCGAAUAGUGCCAAUGGCACUGCGCAAUGCAGCGCUUAUGUGUAUGACAAGUCUCAGUACGAGAACAGCGCAGUGACUGAAUGGAACAUGGUGUGUCAUCGCAGUUUACUGGCAGCGACUAGUGACUCCUUGUUUAUGGUUGGUGUCUUGCUGGGGAGCAUUAUUUUUGGUCAGCUCUCCGAUAAGUAUGGACGUAAACCCAUAUUUUUUGCUUCACUUGUCAUUCAAGUGAUAUUUGGCAUAUUGGCUGGCAUAGCACCGGAAUAUUUUACUUACACUAUAUCUCGCAUGAUUAUUGGCGCUACUACUUCUGGCGUGUUUCUUGUGGCAUAUGUGAUAGCCAUGGAAAUGGUGGGCCCUUCAAGGCGUCUCUUUGCUGGCGUUGCGUGUCAAAUGUUCUUUUCGGUUGGUUUUAUGCUGACUGCAGGAUUUGCUUAUUUCAUACAUGACUGGCGUUGGUUGCAGAUUGCACUGACAUUACCUGGUUUAGCUUUCAUGUGUUACCAUUGGAUUAUACCAGAAUCUGCACGUUGGUUGCUGUCUAAAGGUCGUAAAUCAGAGGCAGUUGUUGUUAUACAGAAAGCGGCUAAAGUAAAUGGAGUCGUAAUACCAUCAGAAGUUUAUGACAAUCUCAUCGAUGAAGAGGAAGAAAAAAAGAAGCAAGAAACAAAAGAUCCAAAUGAAAAAGCACCAAAUGUAUUCGAUCUGCUGAAGUAUCCGAAUUUGCGUCGUAAAACGUUGCUCAUAUUUUUCGAUUGGUUUGUGAACAGUGGCACAUAUUAUGGGCUCUCCUGGAAUACUAAUAAUUUGGGAGGCAAUGUGCUAUUAAAUUUUAUGAUCUCUGGUGCCGUUGAGAUUCCGGGAUAUACCUUUUUGCUUUUUACACUGAACAGAUGGGGACGACGUACAAUACUUUGUGGUUGCAUGUUGGCUGCGGGAGUAGCGUUAUUAUUAACUGUUAUAGUGCCUGCUGAUACGAACUGGCUGAUUAUAGCGCUUGCUAUGUUUGGAAAAUUAGCUAUCACUGCCGCUUAUGGAACAAUUUACAUUUUCUCCGCUGAACAAUUUCCAACAGUGGUGCGCAAUGUAGGUUUAGGUGCAUCGUCAAUGAUGGCGCGGGUUGGUGGCAUUUUGGCUCCCUACUUGAAUCUACUUGGUCAAAUUUGGCGUCCACUACCUCUGAUCAUUUGUGGUGCUCUAGCAUUUACAGGUGGUUUGCUGUCGCUCUUGCUACCAGAGACGCACAACAAGCCUAUGUUGGAAACAAUCGCGGAUGGGGAGAUGUUUGGUAAGAAGCAACGUAAAUGCGAUGUCGCUGAAAAUGGAGAGGAGCUAGCAGUCAUUAUGGCGGGUAAAAAUGGAAAGCCAAACGGAGAAGCGGCUUAAUUGAAGACAGAAGAAGAAGCGGCCUGCACAAGAAUUAUACUACGAUUUUAUUUUUUUAUUUAUAAUAUAUUUGUAAUCUAUAUUUAGUUAUAUUUGUACUUACGUUUGCACUAUACGUGUUUACUUGAUGAGAAAACAAUUCAGAGCGAAUUUUUAAAUUUAAUUAUUUAUGAACUGGGCUAGGUAGGCAUUAGAGAUUUAAUUUAUUCAUCAUUAUUAAUUCCUAUAUUAAGCACACAAUUAUUUACAUUCAAUUAUUAUUUACAAAAUGUUUGUCUGCUUAUCAGAUGUUAAUUAAUAUUAAAAGUCAACAUUAAGACAAUAAAGCUAAACCAAAGCGCAACAAACUAAGAUAUUUCAUAUACAAAAAUAUUAUAUUAAGUAUGUGGCUGAGUGUGUAUAUUUUUACUUAUCAGUACGAACUGCAGUAAAUAAAUACAUUUAGCAUUUAUAUUUAUUUAUAUAUAUAUUAAUAUAUUUACACAAGUAUGGGUACAAAUUCACUGAUAACAGCAGCCUCAUGUUUACAGCAGAAGAUGUCCACAAAUCUCACUGAGCACAAAUGGUAAACAUUUAAAUAAGUUGUAUUUUUUUUAUAUAAUCUAUAUGGAUAUUAUUUUUAUACAAACAAAAUG
This is a messenger RNA of Teleopsis dalmanni, 3225 nucleotides long. RefSeq names its product organic cation transporter protein-like. The transcript has a single exon. The record is from RefSeq and is a predicted model, not a curated record. The coding region runs from base 905 to 2590 and encodes 561 amino acids. NCBI's taxonomy places the organism in Eukaryota, Metazoa, Arthropoda, Insecta, Diptera, Diopsidae. Gene Ontology annotation, cellular component: membrane. Gene Ontology annotation, molecular function: transmembrane transporter activity. Gene Ontology annotation, biological process: transmembrane transport.